Molecule: messenger RNA, 737 nt
Organism: Darwinula stevensoni
Lineage: Eukaryota; Metazoa; Arthropoda; Ostracoda; Podocopida; Darwinulidae
Source: the annotation of a GenBank genome assembly
ACCUGUGCGACUCUCCUCCAUUCGAAGAAUAGCUAGGAUAGCUAAGGAUUGGAACGAUGGAGAGAUUGGAAGCAAAGGAAGUCCCAGCAUGCCCCAAAUACACCCUCUUCGCCUUCAACCUCAUCGCCCUGAUCGGAGGCUUGACCCUGACGGUCGUGGGGAUAGUGGGAGUGGCAGACGAUGACUAUUUCAUAGGCGAGAAAUUCGCCGAUCAUAAAAUUUUCAGGGCUGGAGCCAUCCUCGUCAUCGCCGUCGGUUCAUUCACCACCUUUUUCUCUUGCCUCGGAUGUUUGGGGGCCAUCAGGGAAUCCUCGUGUCUCCUCAUGACCUACGCCGCGCUGACGACUCUCGCCCUCAUCGGGGUCGGGUCCGUCGCGAUUCUGGGAUUCGUCUUCAAAGCGAACAUCGCCGAUCUCAUGAGGGAAGCCCUCGACGAAAAGAUGUACGAUUACAAUCCGAUCGACCCCGCAGACCCCAACACCAUCGCCUGGGAUAAGAUUCAGCAAGCCUGUGCAAAGAACAUCCAAUGCAAAUUGUAUGAAACGGGAUGCAUGGAAAUCGUCUACAAACUGGAAGGGCAUGCGGAGAUUCUGGCCAUCGUCGCCCUCGUCUUCGCCAUCCUCAUGGUUUCUCACAAUUCCUUCCAUUCCUCCUUGAGUUUUCAUCUGUCUGGUCAUGAUCUGGCCGUGUUGCAAGUAAUCGGUCGAUAUCGUCCUCUCUGCAGGUUCUGGGCGUGA